CACGGCUUAGUAAGUCUCUCUUCUCAGUGGAAUUCGAAGAUGCUUGAGUACGUAGAAAUGGUACAAUGGCAGUUUAGUGAAGCACCCACAGUUGAGCUUCACAGUUGCAAAAAACGUUGGAAUAAAAUUGUUUGGAUAAUAUGCAUCAGUUCAAACACAGUUCACUGGCACUACUGCUACUCACCCUAUGGCUCUUUGGAAAUAAGUGUAAGAUCGCUGGAGCACAAAAUAACCUUCGAACUGAAGUAAGAACAUGUACUCAGGUCAAACGACAAAUAUUCGAAGAGGUGAAAACUUUUAGUGCUUUUAUACAUGGAGCCCAAGAAUUGAAAUUUACUGUAGAUAAUUGUAAACCAUACGCUCCGCUAAUAGUUGGGGGAAGUCCAGCGAGUCCUAAAGAGUUUCCGCACAUUGCACGAUUAGGUCACGCCAGUAUUAAUAAGCCAACAGAAUGGUUUUGUGGAGGUACUCUCAUAAGUGAGAGAUUUGUUUUGACUGCAGCGCAUUGUUUCUCAACAAACCGUGGCGAAGUAAACAUUGUGCGGUUAGGAGAUUUGGACUUUGGCAGAGAAUCGGAUGAUGCACGGCCAGAGGACUUCCGUGUUCGACGCUACAUAGAGCAUAAUGAAUAUAACAGUGCAACAAUCUACAAUGACAUAGCACUCGUUGAACUGGAACGAUCUGUAACUUUUGACGCAUAUAAACAUCCUGCAUGUUUGCCCACCAAUUCUGGAGACGAGUUUCAAAAAUUAGUGGCCAUUGGUUGGGGGAGCACACGUUUCGCCGAUUCUGAUUCGAAAAAACUUCUAAAAGUAACCCUCAAUCGGCUGGGCUUCGAUCAAUGUCAACGUCUUAUCGCGUUUUCGGAUGUGGAUCAACUCCCCAGGGGUGUGGAGAAUCGUUUGCAAAUAUGUGCUGGUUCGAAUGAAGCAAAAGAUACUUGCAGCGGUGAUUCAGGCGGUCCAUUAUUAGCAUACCAUCCAGAUUAUCCAUGUAUGUACACCGUGAUUGGCAUAACAUCAUACGGAAUUGGCUGUGGUAUACCCGGACAACCGGGUAUUUAUACCCGAGUGUAUAGCUACAUUGAUUGGAUACGGAUUAAUGUUUGGCAACAAAGAUAGAAUAAACUUGCUUACACAUAAGUUACCGAACAAUUUAAAAAAAUAGAAAUAGCCUCAUAAUUGCAUGUAUAUAAAUAUAUACUCAUUCUAACGUAAGUAGAAAUUUUAAAUUUAUUUGGUGUAUCAAUAACUUAUCUACAACAGCUUAAAAGGAGGAUUGAAGUUAAUAAGAACUCAAGUGAAAUAAACAUCUAUUUUUGCUUAUCCAUUCACUUCCAAAAA
Molecule: messenger RNA, 1343 nt
Organism: Bactrocera dorsalis (oriental fruit fly)
Lineage: Eukaryota; Metazoa; Arthropoda; Insecta; Diptera; Tephritidae
Product: serine protease snake
Exons: 3
Coding region: 141-1121 (326 amino acids)
Biological process (GO): proteolysis
Molecular function (GO): serine-type endopeptidase activity
Source: RefSeq, a predicted model, not a curated record